Messenger RNA from Rhincodon typus (whale shark), 1281 nucleotides. It is a transcript of the gene hadh, whose product is annotated as hydroxyacyl-CoA dehydrogenase. Gene Ontology annotation, cellular component: mitochondrion. The transcript has 8 exons. The coding region runs from base 1 to 924 and encodes 307 amino acids. NCBI's taxonomy places the organism in Eukaryota, Metazoa, Chordata, Chondrichthyes, Orectolobiformes, Rhincodontidae. Gene Ontology annotation, biological process: fatty acid beta-oxidation. Gene Ontology annotation, molecular function: (3S)-3-hydroxyacyl-CoA dehydrogenase (NAD+) activity; NAD+ binding. The record is from RefSeq and is a predicted model, not a curated record.
AUGGCGUUCGUCAGCCACCAGUUUCUCCGCUCCAUGUCCUCCGCCCAGAGCGCGGCCAUCAAACACAUCACAGUGAUCGGCGGCGGCCUAAUGGGCGCUGGCAUCGCACAGGUAGCUGCUGGAGCAGGACACACAGUGAUACUGGUUGAUCAGGCUGACGAUAUCCUGAAGAAAUCAUUGAAGAAAAUUGGAGACAGUGUUGCACGUAUAAGCAAGAAGAAAUUCACAGAUAAGCCUGAGGCUGGUGCAGAAUUUGUUCAGGAGACCCUUGAGAGAAUCAGUACCUCAACAGAUCCUGUUUCUGCAGUGCACAGCACAGACCUUGUCAUAGAAGCAAUUGUGGAAAAUGUUAAAGUUAAACAGGAACUUUUUGAAAAACUAGAUAAGGCUGCUCCAGUGGAAACCAUCUUUGUUAGUAACACAUCAUCACUACCGAUCACUGAAAUAGCAAAUGCUACAACCAGACAGGACCGGUUUGGUGGGCUCCAUUUUUUCAACCCUGUACCCUUGAUGAAGCUAGUUGAGGUGGUUCAGACUCCAAAGACCAGCCAGCAGACGUUUGAAACACUAAUGAAUUUCAGCAAAGCUUUGGGGAAGAAACCUGUGGCUUGUAAGGAUACCCCUGGAUUUAUUGUGAACCGUCUACUUGUGCCAUACCUGAUGGAAGCUGUCCGGCUACAUGAGAGAGGUCAUGGAUCAAAGGAAGACAUUGACGUGGCAAUGAAGCUGGGUGCAGGAUAUCCUAUGGGUCCCUUUGAGUUAUUAGAUUACGUUGGACUUGACACCAGCAAGUUUAUUAUUGAUGGAUGGCAUGAGAUGGAUCCAAACAAUCCCUUGUUUAAUCCGAGUGCUCUGUUAAAUAAACUGGUGGAAGAAGGAAAGCUGGGUAAAAAGACUGGAGAAGGCUUCUACAAGUAUUCCUAGAAAGCGAGGUGUCUUGCUGCUGCAAUUUUUUCUACUCUAAAUCAUGCAAGCUGUCAGACUGUUGCCUUGGUGCUUAAGACUUCUGCUCUGGCACCCAAUUGAUAUGUACACUGUAAUAUUAAUAUGUUUGCACACUGGAUAAUGCUGACCCAGCCUGAUACAGUGAUUGUGAUGUAUAAUCUGUAAAACAAAGUUAUUUUUAAAAUUAAUUGCUUCUAGGCAGAGAGAUACCUUAAAAAUUAUUAUACAUACAAAGAUAUCUUUGUUCUUCUUAUUGAUGCAUUUAAAAUGAUCUUAGUUUCAAUUUGUAAAUCUUUUUCACUCAUUAAUAAAAUGUCACUUAAAUUGCAUAAUACA